AGCUCUUCAUGAAAAACAAACCCACGUGUAGAGAGUGGUCUGUGAUUUUUGUCCACAUUAUGACAUAAAACACUAAUCAACCGAAGAUGCAGGUUUCAAAUCCUAAUAACGUUAACAUCUACAACUUAAGCGCUGGCAAAUCGCUUCCAGAGUGGCUUUCAGACAGAAAAAGAAGAGCAUUACUCAAACAAGAUGUUGACAUUCGACGGAGGAUAGAGCUACUCCAGGAUUUUGAGAUGCCCACUGUGAGUCAUGGCGUACAAGUCACCCCAGAUGGACGAUACAUAUGUACCACAGGAACAUAUAAACCACGUUUUAGAUGUUAUGAUGUUGCUCAAAUGUCACUCAAGUUUGAACGAGGACUGGAUUCUGAUGUCGUCAAGUUUCUAUUACUGGAUAACGAUUAUUCAAAAGUUGUGUUCCUUCAGUGCGACAGGUACAUAGAGUUCCAUUCCUCGAAUGGACGCUACUACAAACUCCGUAUACCCAAGUAUGGUCGUGACCUUGCCUACCAUCAUGCUAGCUGUGAUAUGUACAUAGGAGGAGUCAGUUCAGAAGUCUACAGACUCAAUCUGGAGCAAGGCCGGUUCCUUAAUCCUCUUGUUGUUGAGGCAGAAGAGGUAAACUGUUGUCAGUUCAAUCCAUCUAACUACCUCUUGGCUUGCGGAACAAGCAUGGGUACGGUGGAGUGUUUUGAUCCGCGGGUCAGAACUAGAGUGGGUGUGCUGGACAUAGCCCUCAGUAAACACGUCGACGACCUCGAAACCUUGGACCUCCCAGCUGUGACAGCAUUAAAAUUCCGUGAUGGUCUCAACAUGGCUGUAGGAACGAGCACGGGUCAUGUAUUGCUGUAUGACAUGAGAUCUGACAAACCUCUGCUAGUUAAAGACCACCAGUAUGAGCUGCCCAUCAAGUCUAUUGAGUUCCAGGAUUCUAUGGAUUUAGUGCUGUCCAUGGAUACAAAGAUUCUGAAGCUAUGGAACCGGGAAACGGGGAAAGCCUUCACAUCUAUUGAGCCUGGCACCAACCUGAACGACCUGUGUUUGUUACCGGAGUCUGGUAUGCUCUUCAUGGCUAACGAGGCUCCAAAGAUCCUCAGCUACUAUAUUCCUACACUGGGGACUGCACCAAAAUGGUGUUCAUUUCUCGACAAUAUGACAGAGGAGUUGGAAGAAAAAACGGCUGACAUGGUGUAUGACGACUACAAGUUCGUCACAAGGAAGGUGUUGGAGGACUUGGGUCUGGCCCAUCUUAUAGGCUCUACCAUGUUGAGGGCGUACAUGCAUGGCUUCUUCAUCGACAUUAGGCUCUACCAUAGGGCAAAAGCAAUGGUCGAACCAUUUGCAUAUGACGAAUAUCGAAAGAAAAAGAUUCGGGAAAAAUUAGAGGAGGAUCGAGCAAAUAGAGUGCGCUCCAAGAAACUACCAAAGGUCAAUAGAGAUCUGGCAGAGAAACUUCUGACAGCUAAAGAAGUGAUUGCAACCACCUCGACUGGGAAAAAACGGGCAAAAGAAGCUGUCGGUCUUUUGGAAGAUAACCGAUUUAGUGAGAUGUUCACAAAGACAGACUUUCAAAUUGAUACAUCUACUGAGGAGUAUCGAUUGCUUAAUCCAGUUAUCUCUAAACUGGACAAAGCAGUCAAGAGAAAACAGCAGAGUCAGCUGACAAAGCAGUACGAGGAGGUAGAGGAGGAUGAUGAGGUUGAGGGUCGUGCGAGUGAGGACGACAGUAGCUCUGAUGAUGAGCAUAUGUGGACUGACGACCACAAACGAGAGUACCACGAGGCAAAGCGUCUUCAGUAUGAGAAGGAUCGUCAGGACAGACUGGAGAAAAAGGAACUUGGUGAUACCAGCCAGCCAAGGUUCUACCAACUCAAGGAAGGACAGGAUGCUAACAAGAGAGAAGACAAGCACAAGAGAAAAGAACAACGGAAAAGCCUUGCAGAAAGAUUAGAGAGUUCACAUGACAAGUCAGUCAUCAAGGAAUCCGGAACAAGGGGCAACAAGGAAAUGACCUUCAGAUGGAAAAAGAGUGAACGGGAGAGUAGACGACAGAAGGCCAACAAAGAACACUAUGAGGAACGAAAGAAAUUACGGCGGACAGCAGGGGAGAUAAGCAAAGAGUUUAAGGAAAAACCAAAGUACUGGAUGGGCAAAAAAGUGACAUGAAAAAAAAUGAAAUUAUGAAAAUGUUGUUUAAUAGAUGACUAAGUUUGGAUUGAAAGUACAGUGGCAGUUUAAUAAAGGGAGAUGCAAAUGAGCCAUGAAUAUAAGUUGAGGAAAUAGAUGUACUAGUGAACUGACUUAUAUCUAUGUAUACCAACCGACAAGAUUAUACCUGGCUUCAGCAAAAUGGUGUGUAACGGUAUUCCAAGAAAGUACCAAAUUAUCCUUUAUGUAGGAGUGUAGAGGAACAUCAUUGUCCUCGAUGCUUUCCUGGAAUUUCUGGCCAUUUAUGAAUAAAAUAUUUGUCCAUAUUGUUAUUAAGGCUAUCUUAAUGAAUGUGUACUUGUAUAAAAAUGCAGUUCAAAUUCAUAAUAAUCUUAGUACCACUACUUAAAAUGAUCAUGAAUGGAGAAGUAAACAAUAGCUUGAAAAAAAAUAGUUUAAUAAUAUGA
Messenger RNA from Mizuhopecten yessoensis (Yesso scallop), 2617 nucleotides. Its product is annotated as nucleolar protein 10-like. The transcript has 19 exons. Bases 87 to 2168 code for a protein of 693 amino acids. Gene Ontology annotation, molecular function: protein binding. Gene Ontology annotation, biological process: maturation of SSU-rRNA from tricistronic rRNA transcript (SSU-rRNA, 5.8S rRNA, LSU-rRNA). Gene Ontology annotation, cellular component: 90S preribosome; nucleolus; small-subunit processome. Lineage: Eukaryota; Metazoa; Mollusca; Bivalvia; Pectinida; Pectinidae. The record is from RefSeq and is a predicted model, not a curated record.